AUUACAUCACUCUCGACGACCGCAAUCGGGAGUUUCACGCUGUACAUGUUCUACGCGAGUGCCAGAUUCUGCCAACCCUCCGAGACCCUGAUGUGGUCCUGUGGUGCAAACCGCGAGGCCAACCCCUUGUUCAAGCCUGUCGUGUCUGGCGGCGACGGUAGUGACGUCCAGUUCCAUGAGUGCUGCAACCAUGAAGUGCCGUAG
Phanerochaete carnosa HHB-10118-sp is the source of this 204-nucleotide messenger RNA. RefSeq lists its product as uncharacterized. The record is from RefSeq and is a predicted model, not a curated record. The transcript has a single exon. NCBI's taxonomy places the organism in Eukaryota, Fungi, Basidiomycota, Agaricomycetes, Polyporales, Phanerochaetaceae. The annotation marks the transcript as partial.